Anopheles arabiensis is the source of this 3548-nucleotide messenger RNA. RefSeq names its product protein Lilipod (gene lili). The coding region runs from base 819 to 2693 and encodes 624 amino acids. Lineage: Eukaryota; Metazoa; Arthropoda; Insecta; Diptera; Culicidae. Gene Ontology annotation, biological process: signal transduction. The record is from RefSeq and is a predicted model, not a curated record. Gene Ontology annotation, molecular function: transmembrane signaling receptor activity. The transcript has 11 exons.
UCGAACGCGUCCGCUGCCUGACGUUUGACUCGUAAACACAACAAGCUUGCAAUCAACAACGUUCGCAUCGCGCAGUGGCCCGAGUGAAAAGAGCGAAAAUUUCCAUCCUAAUUGCGACACAAUUCGGGCCCGUACUCUCCAACACGGGGCACCGUUCUGCCAGAAUUCGACAGCAGAAAAAGUGUAAUAACGUGGUGAAAGGGGCGCUAGCUUCCCCGCGGUCAUCGGUUCAGUGCAGCAGAGCAGGAUUGGUUUCGGCGUCACCCCUUCCCUGCCUCAAAGUGAAAGUAGUUAAAACAAAUUCCACCUUCCACCCAGCGAGGGCAGCGAGCUAUCUGGGAGGAUGAUCCCUGCCCGGGAAGGUGUGUCCGGUCGCAAGGGAAUCUGUACGAAAAUAUAAGUUUUUGUUUGUGUGUGUCGCGUUUCCGUGUGUAUGUGUGUUGCCACGGUGAGGCGCACUGGUUCGGAAGAAAGCAAGAGCACCCAUGUUGAUGCGUUGUGAUAUUUUGAGGCCUCCUGGAUCGGCGGAUCGAGGUGCCUGAAGGGGGCGCUCCGAAAGAAAGUGAAUUUCGUGUCCAAAUUCCUGCGCGAUUGUAACAAAUUGUGGUCACCUUCAAAUCAAACUCAUCGCCAGUCCGUUCGGCGGUGCUGAGUGGCCAGCACAUCUUCGCCGGAAGGAUUUGCUUCCGACAGCAGUAAAUCCAGUGAGAAAGAGAGAAAAACACCCGUUACACUGCUAUCGUGUGAGGCCGCGGCAGGCCACCAACGGCAACAAAAUUACGCUCAACGCAACGCAACUGUACGCCGUCCUGGACGCCAUGGAGCAGGACGAGGAGCAAGUGCCCGACAUACGGGAGCAAAUGUUUCACAACACGGUCCGCGAGCAUAUCAUCUUUAUGUUGCUGUUUCUGUUGCUUUACCUUGGAAGCUAUGCACUGAUCAUUCGCUUCCGGAGGCGCGAUCGUGACGAUCUGUUUGCUCCCGACGAGGACGAAAUCACUGUGUAUCGCAUUAGCUUAUGGUUGUGCACGUUCUCCCUGGCCGUGGCCGUGGGUGCCGCUCUGCUGCUGCCGAUCUCCAUCGCCAGCAACGAGGUGCUCAUCCUCUACCCGAACAGCUACUACGUGAAAUGGUUAAACAGCUCGCUAAUACAAGGGCUCUGGAACUACGUAUUUCUGUUCUCGAAUCUGGCGCUGUUUGUGCUGCUCCCGUUCUCCUACCUGUUUACCGAGUCGUCCGGUUUUAGCGGCCACAAGAAGGGCAUCAUGGCGCGGGUGUACGAAACGUUUACCGUAUUUUCGCUGCUCGCGUUCAUCGUGUUUGCGACGACGUACGUCAUAUCGGCGCUGCGCGACCCGGACCGCAACACCUUUCAGGCACUGUUCAAUUUAGCCAAAUGUCAUCUGCCAUUCUUGUACUCGUGUGUGUCGUUUUUAGGUGUACUGUUACUAUUAGUUUGCACCCCGAUGGGUUUCGUAAGACUGUUCGGUGUGGUUGGCAAGGUGCUGGUAAAGCCAAACCUGUUACGCGACGUGAACGAAGAAUUCCACGCCUUCAACAUAGAGGAGGCCACUGUCAAGCGCAAGCUGGCGAAUGCCAAUCUUAAUAUAGAGCUAAGGAGCGUAACAACGAUAGACCUAACGCCUGCCAAACUUUGCUCCGGGCUGGAUGAUUUGUAUCAAAUCAAACCAGCCACCAAUGGCAGCCCGACGAGCGAAUCUGUCAAGCUGUUUGAAAGACUGAGAGAGCUAGAGUCUGAACGUAAAGUGCUCGAUAAGCAACGCAGCUCUUCGGCGCUUCAGAGGAAUCUGGUCUAUCCGAUAGCGAUGCUGCUAUUGCUGAUACUAACCGGCAUUACGGUGCUGCUGGUCGUGCAGAACACGCUCGAGCUGCUGAUCGGCAUCAAGGCAGUGCCAUUGAGCACCAGGCAAUUUACACUCGGCAUCACUUCCCUAUCGAAGCUGGGACCGCUGGGUGCCACGCUGGAGGUGUGCAUUAUCACCUACCUAGGCGUCACGUCUACCGUUGGGCUCUACACGAUGCCGUUCAUGCGUAACGUGCGGCCCCAGCGGCGCAACACAUCACUGGCGCAGCUGAUAGCAAACUGUGGCCUCGUGCUUAUUCUUAGCUCUGCGCUGCCACUGCUUGCGCGCAUUCUAGGUAUUACAAAUUUCGAUCUGCUGGGCGAUUUCGGCCAGAUCGAGUGGCUCGGCAACUUUCUGAUCGUGCUGCUGUACAACGUGGUGUUCGGCACGGCGGCCACGCUCUGCCUGUUCAACAAGUUCACCGCAACCGUGCGGCGAGAGCUGUGUGCUCGAUUAAAAGCAUUGUUUAACUACAGCAGCCACAUUGAGCUGAGCAUUGCUCAAAAUGCUGGCCAGCUGAAUCAUCUGCAUCCAGCGGCGUUACCGCAGCACCAUCAACACCAUCACCACCAUCCGAUCAACCAUGCUGUUCAGCAUCCCGCAUCAUCAUCCGUUUCGACUGAACCGAAUAAUGGUGCGACUAGCACAACACCACAGGAACACUUUAUUGCGGUGGAACAUGCAAACAGCAGCACUGUGCAUCAUCGUGGAAAUGCGCACGUGGCUACCGGCAGUAGCACGAUUGACACCAAAGAGCAAGCAGCAGCAACACGGUUGACGCUUACCAACGGGGGCGCAGUUCAUGCGGAUGUUAAAAAGACACGUUGAAGACGGAUGUGUGGUAGCAGCCAUUUCCAAAGCAAACAAAUGACCCGCAAAAACCUGCUCUCGAUAGUUGGAUUCUCGCACCGCGUGAAACCCAGUGAAACCAACCCAUUCAGUAAGAUAUUUGUAAGAAGUCGCUGUUGGUUCCGUUCCGUGCCGUACGAGCCAUCCUGAUCCGCCGACCUGAUUGCACGAAUGCAGCUAAAUCUAAUAUAUUAUUACCAUCUGCCAUUUAAGUGAUAUUAAGCCUCCCCUUUCAAUCGGGAUAUUAUUUCUCAUGGCUGUAUAAUGAUGAGUUUUUUUUUUCUUCACACCUUUUCUUCGCUCCCUUUUACGCAUUAAGGCCGGGGUAAGGUUGUCAGUACUCGAUUAUUAGUGUAAUUUCGAUUUUCACUAGUGCAUCUGGCGGCGGCUUACUGAAGCUUUUUUUAGUCGAGGAUCAAAGUCGUGCCGGAUCUCAAAUUUAAGUAGUUUUUUCCACCGUUUUUUAUGCGCAAAUAGCUGAAAUACUUGCACAACAUAUUUAUGUAUCAUAUACAAAGGUUUUCAUGUCCAGUUUGACCAAAAAAACAUGUAAAAAUAACAUAUUUUCUGAAGCGGCUUCAAAUUGUUUAGCAGAAUGCUUCGACCAGCCGCCGCCAGAUGCGCUAGUGGCGAAAUAGAAAUUACACUAGCGAGUGCGGACAAUGUACCCCGGCCUUAAUGUUUAGAUUUUAUCAAACGACAAAGCUACUCAACACACACACAAACACAAACUAAAAAGUACGAUCCCUGUAUCUCUAAUGCGUAUUAUGCAGUCUGAGUGUGUGUGUGCGCGCAACAUAUUAAACAUAAAUAUCUAUACCAAGUAAGCAAAAA